AUUGAGGGUUAAAGUGAAGGUAAUUUUGGGGUUUGGUGGUGAGGGACAAGGAGCGAGGCUGCCCAGUGUGAAGUUGUGAACCCACCGGCCGAGGAGAGAGACUAUUUACCAGCCUCUCCUUCAUCUACCCACGUUCCUACCUCCCCUACGUGCUGUCAUAAGAUGGCCGGCGUGGUGCUGGUGGUCGGGUCAGGCGGCAGGGAACACGCUCUGACCCUCUCCCUGGGCUCCUCCCCUGCCGUGACCUCCCUGCUGGUGACCCCGGGGAAUGCAGGGACCCUAGCCACCCCCAAGGUCACCCACAUAACCCUGCCACUGGGGGACCACGAGGGCGUGGCGGAGGCGUGCAGGCAGCGUGGCGUGGGUCUGGUGGUGGUUGGCCCCGAGGACCCAUUAGCUCAGGGCCUGGCGAACUCCCUCACCGCGGCGGGCAUCAAGGUGUUUGGGCCCAGCAAGGAGGCAGCGAGGAUAGAGUCUGACAAGUCGUGGGCCAAAUCCUUCAUGACCAGGCACGGCAUCCCCACCGCUGCCCACCACUCCUUCACCUCCCCGCAGGACGCCAAGGACUUCAUCAGCAAGGGUGUGUGGGCCGGGUAUGCUGUCAAGGCCUCGGGGUUGUCCGCAGGGAAGGGCGUCAUCGUGGCCGACACGCCCGCUGAGGCCUGCCAAGCUGUCGACACCAUCAGUAGCAGUUUCGGGGCGGCUGGGCAGACUAUCGUGGUGGAGGAGAAGCUGGUGGGGGAGGAAAUAUCGGUGUUGUGCUUCACCGACGGACAUACCAUCGCCGUCAUGCCCCCAGCUCAGGACCACAAGCGACUGGAGGAGGACGACCGAGGACCCAACACAGGGGGCAUGGGAGCCUACUGCCCCUGCCCACUUGCCUCUCAGAGCGACCUGGACACCAUACAGAGGGACGUCCUGCAGAAGGCUGUUGAUGGCCUGAGGAAGGAAGGAGCGCCGUUUGUUGGUGUGCUGUACGCCGGUCUGAUGCUCACCGCUGAUGGCCCCAAAGUCCUGGAAUUCAACUGUCGCUUUGGUGAUCCAGAGACGCAGGUUCUCCUUCCCUUACUAGAAGCCGACCUGUAUGACGUAAUGAUGGCAUGUGUUGAUGGGCGGCUGGCGGAGAUGCAGGUGCCCUUCAGCUGCGACAAGAGCUGUGUUGGCGUGUGCGUGGUCAGCGGAGGGUACCCGGGCGCCUAUCCCAAGGGCAAGGCAAUAAAAGGUGUGGGUGAGGUGGACAGCGAGGCGGGUGUGCAGGUGAUCCACGCUGGCACCAAGCUGGAGGGCGACACACUGGUGACCUCCGGCGGGCGGGUGCUGGCGGUGGUGGUGACUGGGCCGGCACUGGGGGAGGCUGCCACCAGGGCCACGCAGCUAGCCGGUCGCAUCACCUUCGAGGGCGCCACCUUCAGGAGGGACAUCGCGGCCCGGGUCACUGCCUCCGCUAGGUCUGGCCGAGGGCGGGGCGUCACCUACAAGGACAGCGGCGUCGACAUCAGCGCCGGCGAUGCGUUCGUGGCCGCCAUCAAGGAAGCCGCCACCGCCACGACCUGCCCCGGGGUGAUGGGCGGCCUCGGGUCCUUCGGCGGCCUCUUUGACCUGCGGGAGACCGGCUUCAAAGACCCGAUUCUGGUCUCGGGUACUGAUGGCGUUGGGACCAAGCUGAAGGUUGCUCAGGCGGCCGGGAUGCACGACACAGUAGGGCAGGACCUCGUGGCCAUGUGUGUCAACGAUGUCCUGGUCCACGGCGCCCGGCCUCUCUUCUUCCUGGACUACUACUCAACAGGGCGGCUGGAGGGGCGGGUGGCGGCCAGCGUGGUCAAGGGCGUAGCGCGGGCUUGUUCCCUCGCCGGGUGUGCCCUCAUAGGCGGGGAAACAGCGGAGAUGCCGGGAAUGUACAGCGCCGGGGAGUACGACCUCGCUGGGUUCACGGUCGGGGCGGUGGAGCGGGGUAAGCUGCUGCCCCGGACGAGUGAGAUUGCCGCCGGGGACGUGCUGGUGGGGCUCUCCUCCUCGGGGCUCCACAGCAAUGGGUUCAGUCUGGUGCGGAGGAUCGUGGAAGCGGAGGACCUGAAGUGGAGUGAUCCGGCGCCAUUCUGUCCUAGUAACACGCUUGGGUCCGAGCUGCUCACACCGACCAGGAUCUACUGCAAGAGCCUGACGAGGGUGCUGGAGGCGGGGCUGGUGAAGGCCGCCGCGCACAUCACCGGCGGCGGCCUGCUGGAGAACCUGCCCAGAGUGUUGCCGCCAGACCUCGCCGCACACCUCAAGGCUUCCCUCUGGCCAGUGCAUCCCGUGUUUGGCUGGCUGGCGGCACACGGUGUUAGCAGCGAGGAGAUGGCGCGCACCUUCAACUGUGGGCUUGGCAUGGUGCUGGUGGUGGCCGAGGACAGGCUCAAGGAGGUCAAGAGGCUGAUGGGGGAUGAACAGGCGCGCUACGUUGGCAGUCUCGAGGCUUGGAAGGAAGGAGCUCCCAGAGUGGUGGUGCAGGGCCUGGAGGAGGUGCUGAAGGCGGGGGUGUCUCCACUUCUCGCUCUCUGCCCUUCCCUCACCGCACCACGCAGAAGGGUCGCCGUGCUGAUCUCUGGCAGUGGGACGAACUUGCAGGCUUUGCUGGACCACACGAAGGGCGGGCUGAGUGCGGCGGAGAUAGUGCUGGUGGUGAGCAACGUGGCUGGUGUGAGGGGCCUGGAGAGGGCUCAGAAGGCGGGCGUGGCGACCAAGGUGGUUCCUCACAAGAACUACAAGACCCGGGAGGAGUUUGAGGCAGCGAUCACCACAGAGCUCAAGGCCGCCAGGGUGGAGCUCAUCUGUCUGGCCGGGUUCAUGCGCAUCCUGACCGGGUCGUUCGUGAGGGCGUGGCACGGACGGAUGCUCAACGUUCACCCAGCGCUCCUGCCGUCCUUCAAGGGGAUCCACGCCCAGCGGCAGGCACUCCAGGCGGGUGUAACGGUCACCGGCUGCACUGUACACUUUGUUUCGGAGGAGGUUGACUGCGGGGCCAUAGUGGCGCAGGAGGCCGUGCCCAUCCUGCCGGGGGACACCGAGGAGACCCUGUCGGAGCGCAUCAAGACGGCAGAGCACCAGGCGUUCCCCAGAGCCAUGGAGCUGGUGGCCCGCGGCAAGGUGGUGGUGGGGGAGGAUGGGAAGUGCACCAGGACGUAAGGAGUCGCUUCUUCCCGUCAGCCUGGACAUGACCUGCAGCAAGAUUUAAGUGCAAUGAGGCGUGUUUUCCAAUCAGUACUUGUAUUGGGGAAGAGACUAUUGUGGAAAGCUGAGUUGGGGUAUGGAAGAGUGAUAAACAUCUCUAUGGGACGUGUUUUUCAAUAUCUACUCUCAUUCCAAUUAGUUCUUCUUGUAUCGGGGAAGAAACCUUUAUGAAAACUUGAAUUGGGCUGUAGAAAAUUGUUAGUAUGUAUAAAAGAUAAACUGUUUAAACAAAAAUCAAAGCCUAUGUAGGAAGUUGCUCAAGAUGAAUGUACAAAGUUAGAUCUUUUAGUAUUCCUCUAAUUGCCAAUACUACAUGUAACUAUGAUGUACUAUGACUUGGGAAAACACCCUGAAUAGUGCUCAACCAUGACGUUAACUGUUAAAUACAUGUAUCUAUACUCUUUACAUGACUGUUCUGAAUUUUGUUUAUACUCUACAUGACUGUUCUGAAUUUUGUUGAAUAAAUAUAUGGAUAAUAAA
This is a messenger RNA of Eriocheir sinensis (Chinese mitten crab), 3690 nucleotides long. It is a transcript of the gene Gart, whose product is annotated as trifunctional purine biosynthetic protein adenosine-3-like. The transcript is spliced from 16 exons. Gene Ontology annotation, biological process: adenine biosynthetic process; 'de novo' IMP biosynthetic process. Gene Ontology annotation, cellular component: cytosol. Bases 163 to 3165 code for a protein of 1000 amino acids. Gene Ontology annotation, molecular function: ATP binding; metal ion binding; phosphoribosylformylglycinamidine cyclo-ligase activity. Lineage: Eukaryota; Metazoa; Arthropoda; Malacostraca; Decapoda; Varunidae. The record is from RefSeq and is a predicted model, not a curated record.